Eublepharis macularius is the source of this 4620-nucleotide messenger RNA. It is a transcript of the gene SNAP91, whose product is annotated as synaptosome associated protein 91. The transcript has 31 exons. Gene Ontology annotation, biological process: synaptic vesicle budding from presynaptic endocytic zone membrane; clathrin coat assembly; clathrin-dependent endocytosis. The coding region runs from base 353 to 3163 and encodes 936 amino acids. Gene Ontology annotation, cellular component: clathrin-coated vesicle; clathrin-coated pit; synaptic vesicle. The record is from RefSeq and is a predicted model, not a curated record. Gene Ontology annotation, molecular function: clathrin heavy chain binding; SNARE binding; 1-phosphatidylinositol binding. NCBI's taxonomy places the organism in Eukaryota, Metazoa, Chordata, Lepidosauria, Squamata, Eublepharidae.
GGCCGGAUUAAGCUAGAAAUAGCGGCGGAUCCCGGGCGUGGAGAGCUCCGCAGCUCCUCGCCGCUUUAGCGCAUCUCCUUUGGGCUUGUGCAGUCGCCAGCCUUGCCUGCCACCUGAGGGAGCCGCGAGUGCGCCCUGGGCGCGCCUUCCCUCCCGCGCACUGGAGCAGGGUGGCCGGUGCGAGCCGGAGGAGGGGGGCUCGGCGCAGCUGCAAGCGGGCGGGAGCGAGAGAGGAGGCGAACCGGUGGCCUCUUCGCGAGCACAAGGCAGCGCCAGGAGGAGGGGAAGAGGCGCGGCAGCUGCCAGGAGGACGCGGACGCCCUGCCAGAAGUAGUUCUAGAAUUAGUCGAAGAUGUCGGGCCAGACGCUGACAGAUCGCAUCGCAGCUGCUCAGUACAGCGUGACAGGAUCAGCUGUAGCUAGAGCUGUCUGCAAAGCAACCACACAUGAAGUGAUGGGCCCCAAGAAAAAACACCUGGACUAUCUGAUCCAGGCCACAAAUGAGACAAAUGUCAACAUUCCCCAGAUGGCUGAUACGCUUUUUGAACGAGCAACAAACAGUAGCUGGGUCGUUGUGUUCAAAGCCUUAGUUACAACGCAUCAUCUAAUGGUUCAUGGUAAUGAGAGGUUUAUUCAGUAUUUGGCAUCUAGAAACACACUAUUCAAUCUCAGCAAUUUUUUGGACAAAAGUGGAUCACAUGGAUAUGAUAUGUCUACUUUUAUCAGGCGCUACAGCAGAUACUUGAAUGAAAAAGCAUUUUCCUACAGACAAAUGGCAUUUGAUUUUGCAAGAGUAAAGAAGGGGGCUGAGGGUGUAAUGAGGACGAUGGUUCCAGAAAAAUUACUGAAGAGUAUGCCAAUAUUACAGGGACAAAUAGAUGCACUUCUUGAAUUUGAUGUUCAUCCAAAUGAGCUGACAAAUGGUGUCAUAAAUGCUGCAUUUAUGCUUCUCUUCAAAGAUCUCAUCAAGCUUUUUGCUUGCUACAAUGAUGGAGUUAUUAACCUAUUAGAGAAAUUUUUUGAAAUGAAGAAGGGCCAGUGUAAAGAUGCUCUUGAAAUCUACAAACGGUUUCUGACUAGAAUGACAAGAGUUUCAGAAUUUCUUAAAGUUGCAGAGCAAGUUGGGAUUGAUAAAGGAGACAUUCCUGAUCUUACACAAGUAUUGCUGUCCAGAGUUCUGAGUGAUCUGAAAAACAGUGGUGAUAAUGAAAAGUCUCCUUUUAAAGACUAUACAGUUGAUGAACCGGCUCCUAGUAGUCUUAUGGAGACACUUGAACAGCAUCUAAACAGUUUGGAAGGAAAGAAACCUGGAAACAGUGAGGGCUCUGGAGCGCCUUCACCUUUGGGCAAGUCUUCUCCAGCCACAACUGUUACAUCUCCCAAUUCCACCCCAGCAAAAAGUAUUGAUACAUCUCCUCCAGUUGAUCUCUUUGCAACAUCUUCUACAGCAGCCCCAGUCAGUGCUUCCAAACCCUCCAGUGAUCUUCUAGAUCUUCAGCCAGAUUUCACAUCUAGUACUGCACAAGCAGCUCCAGCAGCACCUGCUGGUGCAACUUCAUGGGGAGACCUUUUGGGAGAGGACAGUUUGGCUGCGCUUUCCAGCAUUACCUCUGAACCACAGAUUUCAGACCCAUUUGCACCUGAACCCACUCCAGCUGCUACUGCUGCAACUAUUGAAAUAGCCUCUGCUUCUGCUACAACUACAGCUGUUGCUGCUGCUUCUGAAGUGGAUCUCUUUGGAGAUGCUUUUGCAGCUUCUCCUGGUGAAGCCCCGGCAGCACCUGAAGGGGCAGCGGCACCAGCUACCCCAACCCCUGUAGCCGCAGCUCUUGAUGCAUGUUCAGGAAAUGACCCCUUUGCCCCAUCUGAAGGCAGUGCAGAGGCUGCUCCUGAGCUGGACCUCUUUGCCAUGAAGCCACCUGAGACCAGCGUUCCUGUAGUUACCCCUACAACUAGUGCAGCCACUCCAGUUCCCGCCACCACUCCUACUCCAGCUGCGGCCGCUGCUCCUGCAGCCCCUGCUACAACUGCUGCCACUACUACCAUUACCACUACUGCUACCACGUCUGCUACUACCACUACCACCACCACCUCCGCUCCUCCUCCUGCUCUAGAUAUCUUUGGUGAUUUGUUUGAGUCUACACCUCCUGAAGCCCCUGCAGCUCCUAAACCAGAUGCUACUCCUAGCAUAGACCUGUUCAGUACAGAUGCUUUUUCCUCUCCACCACCUGGAGCUUCUCCUGUGCCUGAGAGUUCUCUUACUGGUGAUCUCUUAUCUGUGGAUGCAUUCGCAGCACCAUCGCCCCUGCCCACUGCUUCCCCAGCUAAAGUGGAUUCUUCAGGUGUGAUUGACCUGUUUGGUGAUGCUUUUGGAAGUACUGCUCCUGAACCGCAGUCUGCAUCCCAAGCAGUGUCUAGCUCCUCUGCUUCUGCUGACCUCUUGGCUGGUUUUGGAGGUUCUCUUAUUGCUCCGUCUCCAUCACCUUCCCCUGUUACGCCGGCUCAGGCUAAUCUACUACAGCCCAAUUUUGAAGCAGCUUUUGGAGCAAGUCCAUCCCCUUCCCCUGCUGGCAGUUCCUUUGAUCCCUCAGUGUUCGAUGGCUUAGGAGACCUCCUUAUGCCAACCAUGAUGCCAUCUGGUCAGUCCCUACCUAUUUCAGGCGCAGCCGGUGCUGCUGCUUCAGCUGCAACCAAAGGCCUUGGAAGUGAUCUUGAUUCCUCUCUUGCAAACUUAGUAGGAAAUCUUGGAAUUUCUGGUACUACAUCAAAGAAGGGAGAUCUUCAGUGGAAUGCAGGAGAGAAAAAGUUAACAGGAGGAGCCAACUGGACACCAAAAGUAGCACCUGCCACGUGGUCAACUGGUGUUCCUCCAAGUGGCCCAAUAACAGGCUCUGUGCCCCCAGCAGGUUCAGUUCCUCCCACAUCUAGUGCCCCUCCUGCACAGCCUGGAUCAGGAUUUGGAAUGCAACCAACUGGAGCAGGUGUUCCAAUGAUGCCACAGCAGCCAGUUAUGUAUGGGCAGCCUAUGAUGAGGCCACCAUUUGGAGCAGCUGCAGGAUCUGGUGCACAACUGUCUCCAAGCCCUACACCUGCCACUCAGAGUCCCAAGAAACCUCCAACAAAGGACCCAUUAGCAGAUCUUAACAUCAAGGAUUUCUUAUGAACCCUUUCAGCUGUAGUUUUCUGACAGAAUAACUGAAGAUUUGGAAUCUGUGAAUCUGAUUGGAAUCUACGAAUCAGAUUUGUUUGUUGCUCAGAGUUUCCAAGUGAGCCACCACUACCAAACCCAGUGCAUAUUCAGACUUCUCUCUUACUUCCAAAACGUGUAGCACAGCUGUGAAAGUGAACAAUAGGAAUGUGUACUCUUAGUUGUUACCCCUUCUCUCUCUCUCGCUCUCUUUUUCUCAGUUUGUGUACUUGGGUUAUUAUUUAUGUGUUUUACAACUUAAACAAUGGAUGUAUGUUUCUGAUGCCUUCUUAGUGCGUUUCUGAACCUAUCUAAUAGGAGCAGAUUAUGCAGCUGUUUCGUGGUGAGCCGUUUGGAGCGAUGUGUCUGUGUUUCUGGAGGUCUCAAUGUAAAUAACUUUGGCAAACCCUCUAAAUUUUUCCCUCAACAUCCAGUUUCUCUUGUAUAUCUGUUAUACAAAAUAAUAGUGUGAUAAUAUCAAACAGUAAGAAAAGCACUCUAAACCUACAAGCCCCUUUGUGUGUGUAUGUGUGGGUGGGAUACAAUUUUUCCAAAUGCAGGAUUCUCAAUUUGUUGUGAGAAAUGUUUUAUUUUUGUGGCACUGUACAUGUUAAGAUAAUUAUAAUUUAAAGUAAUAUAAAUCAAAACUGUUGACUCUCUUUGAAGUUGCUAUGUGAAAAAAUAAAAACGAAACUGGAAUUCCUUAUAACUUUUAAAAUAUUUAAGGAUUUUUUUUGUUUCCAUUUAAAAUUGGGUUAUAUAUCAGUUUUUCUUAUGCACUGAAAAUAAGUAAAGGGUAAGUUUCAUACCAGGUAGCGGAGAGAAACAAUCAUAGCGGUGUGGACAUAUUGUCAAGCUAAUUAAGUCUUUCUUCAGUGCAUCUGUAGUCGAAUCAUGGCAAAGUGAUUUUUUAAAAAAAACAUAACCUUUGCUUUUAUGUAAAUCUGUUAGUUUGGUGCUUCUCUCUGUAUGCUUUAGAUUAGUGUUUUCCAUCCCUGUACAGCACUACAUAUUUUACAUACUGUCUGUGAUUAGAGAUCACACUAAUCUGGAGAACUGCACCCUUUACUGUAAACAACAAAACUGAUGUUCCUUUAAUGUUUUCAGUUUGUUCUCUCAUGCUGUUUGUGCAGAUGGCUUGGCUUAAGAUAUCUGACUCCUUACUAAGGUCACUGUUGAUAAGUGUUACAAGUGGCUUGGCAGCUCUUUGUAAAAGCAUAUUAGACUGGAAAGAUGUUCACCUAAGUCUUUCAAAUUAACUAUUUAAUCAGUAUAUGGUACCAUUUUAAAAAGUGGUUGUAUCUGAAUUUGUUGUGAGGAAAAACAUACAUGAUAAUGACAGAGAGUUAGAGAGAGAGAAUUUCAAAAUGGCUUUUCUUUGUAUUUUGGUUUGAGAAAAAUCCAGUGCAUGUAUACCCUCUGAGAUGCAAUAA